AUGGGAGGCUAUGGUGGAUACGGAUCAUACAGCAGCCCAUACAGUCGCUACGGCUCGAGUUACGGUGGUUACGGAUCAUCCUAUGGCGGAUACGGUGGCUACGGGAGCUAUGGCGGAUUAGGCGGCUUUGGGUCCCCAUACAGUCGUUUUGGUGGUGGUGGCAUGAUGGGCGGACCAGGCGACGAAUUUGGCCAACAAGGAGGCAUGGAAUCUAGUACACGAGCUACAUUUGAAGUCAUUUCACAAGUUGUCAGUGCAUUUGGUGGAUUCGCACAAAUGUUGGACUCGACUUUCAUGGCAACACAUUCCAGUUUUAUGGCCAUGGUCGGUGUUGCUGAACAGUUUGGAAAUUUGCAGCAUUAUCUUGGCAACUUGUUUAGCAUUUAUGCAUGGAUUCGAUGGUUCAAACGGUUGUUUUAUCGAUUGACUGGACGAGAGAUACCACCUGAACUCUUGGAGCAACCACCUCAACAAGAAGGUCAACAACGACAAUUGGAAGGUCCUGAAGGUCAAGAAGGCGAACAACAACAACAACAACAACAACCCAUCCGCCGCAAGCGAUCUAUUCUGUUCGCUCUCGCUAUCUUUUUGGGUCUCCCAUACGCACUUUACAAAUUGUUCCAGCGCGCACGCGAAUAUAAUCAGCGACGAUUGUUAUUGCAAGGCAAAGAGGAGUUGGCAACGGUCAUGCAUGAUUUUGUUGCAGAGGGACCUAUGGAGUUGAACUUGCGGCAAGGCCAGACCAUCUUUGUCACAUCCAAGGUGGAUCCUGCCACCGGCCAUUCCAGUGAUUGGUGGCAAGGUCGUCUAGAGAAUGGUGCAGUGGGCAUUUUCCCGGCCAACUAUGUCAUGCUACAGCCACCUAGUGGAAUCUCUUGA
Messenger RNA from Zychaea mexicana, 879 nucleotides. Its product is annotated as Peroxin 13, N-terminal region-domain-containing protein. The transcript has a single exon. Gene Ontology annotation, biological process: protein import into peroxisome matrix, docking. NCBI's taxonomy places the organism in Eukaryota, Fungi, Mucoromycota, Mucoromycetes, Mucorales, Lichtheimiaceae. Gene Ontology annotation, cellular component: peroxisome; peroxisomal membrane; peroxisomal importomer complex. The record is from RefSeq and is a predicted model, not a curated record. Gene Ontology annotation, molecular function: protein binding. Bases 1 to 879 code for a protein of 292 amino acids.